Messenger RNA from Acanthopagrus latus (yellowfin seabream), 1880 nucleotides. Its product is annotated as small integral membrane protein 32-like. The coding region runs from base 786 to 1127 and encodes 113 amino acids. NCBI's taxonomy places the organism in Eukaryota, Metazoa, Chordata, Actinopteri, Spariformes, Sparidae. The record is from RefSeq and is a predicted model, not a curated record. The transcript is spliced from 2 exons.
UGUUUGUGUUUGUGUCUCCCUCUCCCUCUGUCACACACGCAGCCCAGGACAAAGAUGGGAAGCCGUUCACGACCCUGUCUGCUGCUCUUUCGCGCGUUAAACCCCCUCUUUAGUCCAAUUUUAGUCACACUGAAUCGAUGAUCCCAUGAGGGCAGACCGUCGGUAGGAUCUAUCCUCCACUGGAUAAAAGAGCUGCGCCCUGUACGCACGGGCGAAGGCGAGCUUGUUCUACUGCGCACCACGACGCACAAGGAGACAUGUGUGCGCACCACGGAUCGCCGUUGAACUUCGCCACCUCUCACUUACCCUAGAGUCAUCUUGGAUACAGUAGCCUGCGAUAAAGCUGCCUGUGCUCGACCACACGCGCGGCAGGACCAUUUGGGAUUUAAACGCCAACAAGUGGAAUUGGUAAUGUGCACUUUAAACUGGGACAGUGAUCUCCGCUGACACGUUUGAUUUGAUCAGUUCGAUUUAAUGUGACAGCAGACGGCGCUUUAAUAUCCCUCCCAGCGACAUAUGGUCUGCAGGCGAGCAUUUAAAGCCAUCGACCCGACGCGUCUCCACAGCGCGCCCUCGGCGGGGCUGGAGCGGACGGAACCGGGGACGCUGAGGAAUGCGGAGCCGGGAUUUUGUCUUUUCCAGCUCACCUGCGGAAGUCUUCGCAGCGCACACCAAAAAAUAGGACGCGCAGACUGAACGCAGACGGGGUCAGUAGGCUACCUAACCUUCUCCGUGUCUUUCCACCCUCCAGCCGAGCGACGCAGCCGGAGAGCCCGCUAGGCGCCAUGCUGAGGCAGAUCCUCCUCAACUCCACCGACACCCCGGUCUUCGAUCUGGCCCUCAUGGCCCAGUCCUCCACGCACGCCCCUUCCUCCCUGAACGCCUCCCACGGCGGCUCGGUGAGCGUGGCCGCUCUCCUGAGACCCACCGCGGGCCGGGGGGGAGGAGGGCUCCGGGAGGGCGAGCUCCACAAACCGGACCUGAUCACCUACAUCGUCAUGUGCCUGCUGCUCUUCCUCUUAGUGCUGCUCAUUGUGUUCUUCAUCAACUGCCAGCUCCGGAACUCUUUCUUCGCCUCCAUGCCAUAUGACAGGUCGCUGAGAGAGGCCAGGACCUCCUACAAGUAGGCUACACCACCAAGACCAAUCUCUGGGACCCUGAUGGGACUCUGUGGGGGGUGGGUUCAAGGACUAGAUCCCCCCUGAACUGCUGCUGCACGUACUGAACUCAUGACGAUGUUGCCUUUAUUAGCUGUCUUGGACACAUUUAAAAUCCUGGAAUCCCCAACAAACCCUGACAUGGUAGACAAAGUCCUUACGGGCCAAAUGUUGCCCAUAACCCAAGGCCCACAGCCCCAUCUAUUCCAGAAAUAGCGCUUCAGUCCACCGGGGAGCUGUUUGAGUAGAUGAGUGUGUAUGGGCCCGCUGCAGGUGGAGAGAUAACAGUGUAACACCUGAUCAAAUUAGUGACUCACAGGCUGUGUUUUCUGGUGAUUAAUGAAUGAAAUGUGAAACAAUCCAUCAUCACCUGCAGCCCCCUGGUGGCCCCCGCACUGCACUUUGGACACAAAUGGCUUAUUGCAUUACAUGUUACUCCUAAAGUCGUAGUUUGGCUCUAAAUUCACAGUAAUCUUCACCGGCCCUGACGAGAUGAAUCUUCUUUUUUUUUCAUGGAAACGUGAGUUAGGUCGACAAAGAAAGAGUCUACAGUAGUUUGUAUAUAACAUAUUUUGUAUAUCUGUAACUUAACUGUCUUGUCUUGUAAAAUGAUGCAAUCAACACGCGGUCCCCCCUUUGGUCCAUUGUAAAAUGAUGAUUAAAUGACAUACUGAAGGCCUAUAUACACAUAAAGAUAUUCAAACAGACCUGGAAGUCUUACAC